Durio zibethinus is the source of this 1672-nucleotide messenger RNA. RefSeq names its product peptidyl-prolyl cis-trans isomerase CYP38, chloroplastic-like. Gene Ontology annotation, molecular function: peptidyl-prolyl cis-trans isomerase activity. Gene Ontology annotation, biological process: protein peptidyl-prolyl isomerization. The record is from RefSeq and is a predicted model, not a curated record. NCBI's taxonomy places the organism in Eukaryota, Viridiplantae, Streptophyta, Magnoliopsida, Malvales, Malvaceae.
UCUAAAAAUGGAAAUCUUAUCCAGAGCAUGAGGAACAUUUUAUUUAUGUUUCUGGUCUGAACCCAACAACCUUAUCUUUUCUCCAUCUCAAAAAAGACUCAAGUUUUGAUCAAAAAUUUCAUUGCCCAUUUUUAUUCAUGAAAAACCUUUGAUAUUAUUAGUAGUUGUCAUUUUUCAUCUCUUAAUAUGUCAGCUAUUAUCUGUUGCAACUGUUACUCUUCUUUAGCUGCCCCUAAAUGGACCAAUCCAAGAAUACCCACCAAAGGUUCAAGCUUUCUAAGGACUCAGAAGAGUAGCUCUUGGUGGAAUAGGCAGUUACUGCCCAAAUGUAGUUCCCAGAAGCAUGUUCACUGUCAGCUUCAAGAUGGGCAGAAAGGGAGGUCAUUUUCCCUGAAGGAAUGUGCAAUCUCCAUUGUUUUGGCGGCUGGGUUGAUAACUGGAAUGCCAUCACUGGAUUGGUCCCCUAAUGCUUAUGCAGCCGGUCCUGCAUUGCCUGAUUUGUCUGUUUUAAUCUCUGGGCCUCCAAUAAAAGACCCUGGAGCAUUGUUGAGAUAUGCACUGCCAAUUAACAAUAAAGCUAUAAGAGAAGUACAAAAACCUCUUGAAGAUAUAUCGGAGAGUCUAAAGAUUGCUGGUGUCAAGGCACUAGAUUCUGUUGAGAGAAAUGUGAAGCAAGCAUCUCGAUUCCUCAAGCAAGGGAAAACUUUAAUUAUCUCAGGAUUAGCUGAAGCAAAGAAGGACCAUGGAGUGGAAUUGCUUGACAAGCUGGAAGUUGGAAUGAAGGAACUACAACAGAUUGUGGAGGAUAGGAAUAGAGAUGCAGUGGCACCUAAACAGAAGGAGCUGCUUCAAUACGUUGGAGAUGUUGAAGAGGAUAUGGUGGAUGGCUUCCCAUAUGAAGUACCUGAAGAAUAUCGAAGUAUGCCUCUUUUGAAGGGGAGAGCAACUGUGGAUAUGAAGGUCAAAGUCAAGGACAAUCCUAAUCUAGAGCAGUGUGUGUUCCAUAUAGUUCUGGAUGGGUAUAAUGCCCCAGUAACUGCUGGGAAUUUUAUUGACCUGGUGCAAAGGCACUUCUAUGAUGGCAUGGAAAUUCAGAGAGCGGAUGGGUUUGUUGUUCAAACUGGAGAUCCUGAAGGUCCUGCAGAGGGCUUUAUUGAUCCUAGUACUGAGAAAACCCGGACAAUACCAUUAGAAAUCAUGGUUGAUGGGGAGAAAGCACCUGUCUAUGGAGCAACACUGGAGGAGCUCGGUCUAUACAAGGCUCAAACAAAGCUUCCCUUCAAUGCUUUUGGAACCAUGGCAAUGGCAAGAGAUGAGUUUGAGAAUAAUUCUGCCUCAAGCCAGGUAUUCUGGCUAUUGAAAGAAAGUGAACUAACACCUAGUAAUGCCAAUAUAUUGGAUGGUCGGUACGCCGUGUUCGGUUAUGUGACUGAGAAUCAGGAUUUUUUGGCAGACCUAAAGGUUGGUGAUGUUAUAGAGUCAAUUCAAGUGGUUUCUGGCCUGGAUAAUCUAAUCAAUCCAAGUUAUAAGAUAGCUGGUUAGAACCCUUUUGUUUUUUUGUGUGUUUUUAGAAUUGCAUAUAGGACAAGUUGUUUCAUGUGAUUCAGUUCAUUCUGUAAUCCUUCAAUCUGUCAGAAUUAUUGUAUUAUUUCAACUGAGAAUCUAUUCUUUU